AAGAUAUUUUAAUUAUUUGGUCUCUCCAAACUUCCCCUUUAUAUAUUCCCCCCAAACCUUCUCCAAAUUUGUCUCCUAUUUUUUCUCACCAAAAAAAACCACACAUUACCAGCCAAAUGCAAUUACCAGCCAUUUUCUUCAGAGUUCUCUUCAUUUACAAUCUCUUUAACACAUUUCUCCUCUCCUUAAUCCCCAAAAAACUCACCUCCUUUCUUAAACACCCCCACGCGCUGUCACCGGCGCGUCAACACCACUCUCCGGUCACCAUUAAAAGAAUGGACACAAACGAACUCAAACGAAUAUUCCAAAUAUUCGACCGUAACAACGACGGGCGUAUAACAAAAAAGGAAUUAAACGAUUCGUUAGAGAACAUGGGUAUAUUCAUACCCGACCCGGAAUUGACCCAAAUGAUCGUUAAUAUCGACGUUAAUGGUGACGGUUGUGUUGAUAUAGAUGAGUUUGGUUCACUUUACCAGACAAUUAUGGAUGAACGUGAUGAAGAAGAUGAUAUGAGAGAAGCGUUUAAUGUGUUUGAUCAAAAUGGUGAUGGGUUUAUUAGUGUUGAUGAAUUGAAAUCUGUGUUAGCAUCAUUAGGAUUAAAACAAGGAAGGACGGUUGAGGAUUGUAAACAAAUGAUUAAGAAAGUGGAUAUUGAUGGAGAUGGAAUGGUUAAUUUUGCAGAGUUUAAACAGAUGAUGAGAGGGGGUGGUUUUGCUGCAUUGAGUUAGGUAUUUUUUUUUUUUUUUGUUAUUUCGUUUUUUCUCACUAUUUUAAAAAUAGAGAAGCAAGAAAAAAUUCCGUUUUAAUUUUUAUUUUGAUAGGUUGUGACAUUGUAAAUAAAUUUGUUGCUGCUAUUAUUUUAUUUUUUCAAGUGUUA
This is a messenger RNA of Lycium ferocissimum, 877 nucleotides long. Its product is annotated as calmodulin-like protein 3. The record is from RefSeq and is a predicted model, not a curated record. Gene Ontology annotation, molecular function: calcium ion binding. Bases 117 to 728 code for a protein of 203 amino acids. The transcript has a single exon. Lineage: Eukaryota; Viridiplantae; Streptophyta; Magnoliopsida; Solanales; Solanaceae.